AUGGCCGGCGAAACCGGCCCGGUUAACCUGUCGAGGGCGAUGGCGAUGCUAAUCGCGGCCUUUCUCGCCGUCGCCUGCUAUAACGUUUUCGAGAUCACCGUCUCCAUCUUCUCCAUCUUCAAGCGUCGGCGGGGGCUUUACUUCUGGAGCAUGUUGGUCGCCACAUGGGGAAUUCUACUGCACGCCAUAGCAGUGUUCUUGCGCUUCUUCGCCCUCGCCCCCAACUUCCCCAUGUGUGUCUUGGUCGUCAUCGGGUGGGUUUCCAUGGUCACCGGACAGUCGGUGGUGUUGUAUUCGCGCCUUCAUCUUGUCACUGGCGACUGGGGACGUUGUCGCUGGGUGUUGUACAUGAUCAUCACGAAUGUUUGCAUUUUGCAUGUCCCAGUCACGAUUCUUUUCCUCGGAAGCAACGCAGGCGAUGAACGAUUCUUAAAACCAUUCAACGUCUACGAGAAAAUCCAGCUGGCUGGGUUCUGCGCUCAAGAGAUUGUCAUUAGCGGGCUGUAUAUUUAUGAGGCAGCAACAUCCCUCAAACCUGUCUUCCAAGUCAAGGGCAUCGCCGGAAAGAAAGUCCUCAUCCACCUAGUAAUUGUUAAUAUCUUCGUCAUCCUCCUCGACGCCUCUCUCCUCGCUACCGAAUAUAGCAACAACUUCGCCAUCCAAACCACCUACAAACCAAUCGUGUACAGCAUCAAGUUGAAAAUGGAAUUCACCGUCCUCAACCGCCUCAUCGCCAUCGUCCGC
Molecule: messenger RNA, 744 nt
Organism: Aspergillus wentii DTO 134E9
Lineage: Eukaryota; Fungi; Ascomycota; Eurotiomycetes; Eurotiales; Aspergillaceae
Exons: 1
Source: RefSeq, a predicted model, not a curated record